GUUGCUCAGGGAAUUCAAACUGCUUCUCCCAGCUUAUAUACAAAAUCCAAAGUAGCAAAAGUGAAUAAAUGAUAAUUGCAUAAAGAAGAUCCAAUGUAUUAACUGUACCAACACCCCUAAUGCUUUCAAUAAUGGAAUCCUAUUUCAUUUUUCCCCAUAUUUACAACAUAACCCCUCUAUCUCUCUCUCUCUACAUUUUAUUCAUACUCAUAGCAUCAUUUUAGUGUUUCUUCUAUGGUCUCAUCUUCUCAUUUUCAAACUUUUUACCUCAAAACUUGAUAUCAAUACAUUUCCUCUGUCUCUCUCCAUGUAUGUAUGUAUGUGUGCAUUUUGUUUUGUUCUCACAGUAGCAUUGUCCGCUUAGUUCAGGUUCAUGGUUAUGUUGUCAAGGACUGUGGUGGAAAGGAUGGACAAUCAGCUACCACCACUAGUGGAGGGGCCGCCUAUGAUGGCGGAGCCAAGCCACUCUACCAACCGGUCAAUUGAGACACUGGUGGUUGUGUUGGCGGUGAUCACCAUCGUGGGUGUGAUUGCAGGGAUCAUUGCUCGUCUGUGUGGUGGACGACAUUUUGGUGGCAAUGGGGAACAUGACAUAGAAGGAUGGGUAGAAAGAAAGUGCCGGAGCUGCAUCGAUGGCGGUGUUCCGGCUGCGCCGCCACCGGAGCAACCAAAGCCAGCAACAGAGGAAGCAAAGAAGUGAGAACAGAUAGAAAGAGAUUAUAACCUAUGAAGUACUAUUAACAGGUCACCACGUUCAGUUACUAUAUUCGGUGUAGGAUUUUUUUAGAUGUUACUCUGUCUUCCCCUAUUUCCUUCCUGAAUGAACAUUUCUUUUGUGAAUUGUUAGUGUGGUUGAUAUGAUAAAGCUUAACUCCUUAGCAAUGCAUAGAAAUUACU
Molecule: messenger RNA, 897 nt
Organism: Cornus florida
Lineage: Eukaryota; Viridiplantae; Streptophyta; Magnoliopsida; Cornales; Cornaceae
Exons: 1
Coding region: 374-700 (108 amino acids)
Source: RefSeq, a predicted model, not a curated record